Molecule: messenger RNA, 393 nt
Organism: Hypoxylon trugodes
Lineage: Eukaryota; Fungi; Ascomycota; Sordariomycetes; Xylariales; Hypoxylaceae
Exons: 1
Coding region: 91-303 (70 amino acids)
Source: RefSeq, a predicted model, not a curated record
GAUUGUUACUAUUCUUACUCUGCGAUGGGCAUUCUAGGAAGCUAUGAAUGAGGUGAGGGGAGGAGUUUGGCGUUUCAAAUUCGGUUCGUCAUGAUAGGAAAAAGGGGAAAGGUUUUACUUCUGAAUUCUACGUGUGUAUUUUUGAUGUCGCGUUAUGCCUUUUUCAACAUCUUGAAGCUAAAGGCGUUCCUGGAUCAGGGUUCAGUAAAGUCAAUAUACUGCACGGACAAGGCGUUCGCGAUUUUUGUUCUUGAGAAGUUAGGCGUGCCCGUUUUCAUCUACGCCGUCGCAUCACACGCUUAGUGACAUAAUCGCAAGUGUUUUCGGAGAGUACCCCAUAAUCAAGAUUUGUUUACUGAUGGAAUUGAAUUAUGUGCGGUGAAGUGGUUCUGA